AUGACUCCCGAAACACCGCAGCCUGCUCAACCCCAGCCUUAUGGUGAAGGAGAGGAAAGUCGGUCUAUUCCGGUUCUCCCUCCCCCAGACAGGGGAUUGGCGGCCUCAAGGUUUCUUUUCGCAUGCUUUAUCGUAGAAGCAGUGCUCUGGGGCUUCCCCAUGGCCUAUGGGGUGUUCCAGUCGUACUAUUCGCAGCAAGCCGAAUUUGCUGGUUCGCCCAACGUCGCUGUGGUUGGCACCGUGUCGACCAGCAUCUACUUUCUCGGUGCACCGGUGGCUACCCCACUUGUCCGACGAUUCCCUCGGUGGCGGUAUCGCAUGGUCCUGCUUGGCACCAGCCUUUGCAUCCUGUCCCUCCUUGGAGCUUCUUUUGCCUCGUCAGUCUCUGUGCUGAUGGCUGCUCAGGGCGUGCUUUAUGGAUUGGGGUUCUUGAUCAUCUAUUUUCCCCUCCUGUCAAUGCUCAACGAAUGGUUCAUCCAACGCCGGGCCUUUGCCUACGCGAUCGUCUACGCCGGUGGCGGCCUCAGCGGCAUAGGGCUUCCCUUCCUGUUUGAGUGGCUGUUGGCGCGGUAUGGCUUUCGCACUACGCUGCGCAUCUUCAUCAUCGUCCAACUCGUUCUUCUAGUCCCCAUCCUGCCCCUCUGUCGGCCACGAUUACCCGCCUCGCCUCAGCAGCUUAGAACGACGACCCGCUGCAUUGACGAGUUUGCUUUCGUCCAGCGACCGCUGUUCUGGGUUCUCGCUGUCUCGAACCUCGCCCAAAGCUUUGCGUAUUACAUCCCGUCGCUGUAUCUCCCGAGCGUGGCCUCCAGCAUGGGCUUGUCCGGAACCCUGGGGGCCUUGGUCCUCGCGGCUCUGAACCUGGCGACGGUGUUCGGGCAACUCAGCGUGGGCUACCUGGUAGAUCGGCUCAGUAACAGCAAGAUAUUCACGCUGGUGGUGAUGACGGGGAUGAUAUCUGGAGUGGCCACCUUCACCCUUUGGGGGCUGGCGAGAUCACUGGCCCCUCUGCUAGUGUUUAGCUUGGUGUAUGGGCUGUCUGCGGGGGUCUACGUGGUGCUCUGGCCGCGCUUCGGCUCGAUGCUGGCGGACGAUCCGCAACUGGUUUUCAGCUGGAUGGCGUUCGGCAAGGGACUCGGCAAUAUUUGCACCGCGCCCAUUGCCGAGGGUCUGCUGCGAGAGUCGAAGAGUUCCGCCAGCUUUCGGUUCGGCAUGUUCGGGCCCCUCGUCGUUUACCUCGGCGCUCUCAUGCUGGUCUCCUCUUUGGGGGGUCUGGGAUAUUUCUUGAGACAGUCGCGGGGAGAGAACAGGAAAUCCCCCUUCGGACUGUUCGGCAGAUCUCGUAUCUCCUCGUCUUAA
This is a messenger RNA of Aspergillus fijiensis CBS 313.89, 1359 nucleotides long. RefSeq names its product monocarboxylate transporter. Bases 1 to 1359 code for a protein of 452 amino acids. Gene Ontology annotation, cellular component: fungal-type vacuole membrane. The transcript is spliced from 2 exons. Lineage: Eukaryota; Fungi; Ascomycota; Eurotiomycetes; Eurotiales; Aspergillaceae. Gene Ontology annotation, biological process: transmembrane transport. Gene Ontology annotation, molecular function: transmembrane transporter activity. The record is from RefSeq and is a predicted model, not a curated record.